GAUAAGGGUUGUCUUGUUGUGGUCGAAUUCAAUCCGACUGAUUGUCAGCAUUUAUUCGAUUUGUCUCUCUCUCUCUCCGUGGUGGCUUCUGACUGAAGCGGUUUGGUGUGUCAAGUGCUGCUUCAAUACUCACAAGUUGCAUACCGUAGAUUUUAAUAUACCCUCAGCCAUAGUUAGGCUACUAACAAAUCUUUACAAAGACAAGCCCUUCCAGUUACAAAGUGUUCUUCUAAAUCAUUAUCUAAAUUUAAAAGUUGCAACGGAUAGAUUGUAAAUUUGAGCCUUCGAAAAGUUGAAAGUCAAAUUCAAGCAUGUGUUUCUGUAAUUGUACCUGAACUGCACAAGGAUCGUGGACAGUUGUGGGAUUUUUUCAGUGAAACUCUUUGGUGUAUUUUGUUGUGAAGCAGCAGUGCUGCAAGCAGACUUGCAGCGGUGGUUGAGAAGAGAAUUCGCCGAUCCGCCAACAUUAGCCCGUUGCUAUCAUGCUGAGACUUUCCAACUUUACGCGAAGACAGCUGUUGACCCUGGUUGUGUUGAGCAUCGGAGACUUCUGCAACGCCAUCUGCGUCUCAUUGCAGGCGCCCUUCUACCCUCAAGAGGCAGAGAAGAAAGGAGCCACAGCCACUGAGUAUGGCUUAGUAUUUGGAGUUUUUGAACUUAUAGUAUUUGCAGUCAGUCCAUUUUAUGGACAGCAUUUAAACCGUAUUGGCCCCAAGACGUUAUUCAAUGGUGGGAUUUUCACCACAGGUGUUUGUGCAAUAUUAUUUGGACUGUUGGACAAAGUGGAUGGACAUUACCCUUUCAUCACGUUAUCGUUUGUGAUUCGAAUAGUGGAGGCGCUGGGAAAUGCGGCUUUUCUCAUUGCCACCUUUGCAAUAAUCGCCAAAGAGUUUCCUGACAACGUCGCUACCACAUUUGCUUCAUUAGAAACAUGCUUUGGCUUUGGUCUUAUAGUAGGACCGACAGUUGGUGGUAUUCUUUACCAGGCUGGUGGAUACACGACGCCAUUCUUAGUGAUGGGUUCAGCAUUAUUCAUGUCAGCGAUUAUGACAGCAUUCGUUCUACCAGAUCAUCCUGAUCGCGAGGAGGACUCCAAAGCAGGAGCUAGCCUACUGGAGGUGUUGCGAAUCCCCGGGGUGGUGCUAGCCGCUGCAAGUAUUAUUGUCACCUCCAUGAGCAUCGGAUUCUUGUCUGCCCUACUUGAGCCUCAUCUCAGACAGUUCAACCUGCCUCCGGCCAUCCUGGGAGUGAUGUUCGUGAUAAACGGGGGCACGUAUGCGCUGACCGCCCCCUGCUGGGGGUGGCUGUGUGAUGGUCGCCGCCUCCACCCCAAGGUCGCCUCCGUCACCGGCUGCAUUCUACUCAUUGCCGGCUUCUCCGCUAUUGGGCCCAUCCCCUUCCUGCCUAUACCUACAACGUUAUGGCUUACAAUUGUUGGACUGGUGAUCCAUGGACUUGGAAUUGCAGCUCUGUUAGUUUCAUCUUUUACAGAUGCGCUCCGUUGUGCUAUAUCGCAUGGUUUCCCCAACAACCUAGAAACUUAUGGACUGAUUUCUGGUCUGUGGACAUCGACGUUUGCGUUGGGAGCUUUCAUUGGUCCAUCAAUUGCAGGUGUGCUCUACGAUGCAUUCGGAUUCAGAGCAGCAACUUUGUUGAUUAUUGUGCUGGGAGCUGUUGUGGGCGCAAUAGUGCUGAUAUUCAUCUGCUGCACCAAGCCGCAGAACAUGUACAAAGAGAUACCGAGCGCCGCAUCUGCCAGUCUGCCCGAAGAGAUAGGAGGAAGCAGUCACACGCCGCUACUGGGCGACAAGUCACCGCGGCUGGUAGCCAGCAACGGGCACAUCAACAUAGUGGGAUCAACUGCCUCACUCGCUUGCCCUGGAGAGCGACCUCCCGGCAUGAAUGGCAUCAUCGCUUGCAGCAGCUAUAAGAAUCGGCUUGGUGAGACUUUUUAUGGUAACUGGCAUCGCAAGGAGAGUGGAGCUACGCUAGGCAACCAGUAUAGCUCAAGUUAUGGCAGUUUUGAACACUCCGCGCAUAGAGCUUUCUAUGAAUCUACAUGAGCACCAUAUUGUCUUCCUUUAAACCAAAAAUUGACUUGAAGACUGUAGUAAGCUAUCCGUCAAAAAAGACAUAAAAAGACUAUUGUAACAAGGAGGAUUAUCAUCACAUAUAGCUUCACAAGAUAAUAUAUUUUGAGAACAUAUUGAUGGAAGAGUUGAAAAAACUUGAGACGAUUGUAGAAUUUGCUGAGUUGACAAUAAUUUAUUGAUGUAGACUAAUUUCUGUAACUUUAACCUACAUUGUCAGAAAAUGUCGGAAAAGAAAUAUCAUCUUAUUUGAAUCAUUGUUCAGAAUUUUAUCGACAUCAGUCAGACACUUUCAAGUUGUGCAUUUGAUGACGGAAUGUUUUUGUGUCUUUGAAUAUUUAGGAUUAUUUCAUUGUUUAUACUUUUGUCCAAAGAUAAAAUUGGGCCACCCUAGUAAUCGUUCAGUAACAGUCUCCUGAACAAUAAAAACAGAAAUUUUUCACAAAAUGUACUUUAAAAUGUGUAGAAAACUCAGCAAAAUCUCAUGAGACAUCUACAAACAUAAUAUGAUGAGUUUUCGGAUUCACAUAAUAUCUUCUUAAACUGAUCAAAACUACAAUUCCUAGAAAUAUUUAGGCACAUUGUAUUUAUUUUCGUAAAUAAUAAUUUAUUGUAAGUUAUUCUUUGUUAACAAGAACAAUAAAAUUUAUACGUUAGUCUCCA
Nilaparvata lugens (brown planthopper) is the source of this 2753-nucleotide messenger RNA. Its product is annotated as MFS-type transporter SLC18B1-like. Gene Ontology annotation, biological process: transmembrane transport. The record is from RefSeq and is a predicted model, not a curated record. The transcript is spliced from 13 exons. Lineage: Eukaryota; Metazoa; Arthropoda; Insecta; Hemiptera; Delphacidae. Bases 483 to 2063 code for a protein of 526 amino acids. Gene Ontology annotation, molecular function: transmembrane transporter activity.